UAACCAUCGAAAUCCUAUCAAACGGUCAGCAAACAACUGCCAAGUGCUGUGGUAAAAGUGGCAGCAUUGCAAUUCCCCCAGCUUGGAGCAAAGUCGAACAUCUGAAGAAGCAUCACGCACGCAGCCUUGCGAAGCAAACGACGGGGAGAUGGCUUCGGCGGCGGCGUGGGAGGGCCCGACGGCCGCGGAGCUGAAGGCGGCGGGGGCGGAGGCGAUCCCCGGCGGCGUGAGGGUGAAGGGGUGGGUCAUCCAGUCCCACAAGGGCCCCAUCCUCAACGCCGCCUCUCUCCAACGCUUUGAAGACAGACUUCAAACAACACAUUUACCUGAGAUGGUUUUUGGAGAGAGUUUCUUGUCCCUUGAACAUACUCAAACUGGCAUCAAAUUGCAUUUCAACGCAUUUGAUGCACUCAAGGCAUGGAAGGAAGAGGCAUUGCCACCAGUUGAGGUCCCUGCUGCAGCAAAAUGGAAGUUCAGAAGUAAGCCUUCUGAUCAAGUGAUACUUGAUUAUGACUACACAUUUACGACGCCAUACUGUGGGAGUGAUGCUGUGGUUCUGAACUCAGGCACUACACAAACAAGUUUAGAUGGAUGCAGCACUUUGUGCUGGGAGGAUACUAAUGAUUGGAUUGACCUUGUUGCCCUUUCAGCAAAAGAGCCAAUUCUUUUCUACGAUGAGGUUAUCUUGUAUGAAGAUGAGUUAGCUGACAAUGGAAUUUCAUUUCUUACAGUGCGAGUGAGGGUAAUGCCGACCGGUUGGUUUCUGCUUUUGCGUUUUUGGCUUAGGGUUGAUGGUGUACUGAUGAGAUUGAGGGACACUCGAUUACAUUGUUCUUUUGGAAAUGGUGAUGGAGCCAAACCAGUGGUACUCCGCGAAUGCUGCUGGAGGGAAGCAACAUUUGCUAGUCUGUCUGCGAAAGGAUAUCCUUCCGACUCUGCAGCAUAUGCAGACCCGAAUCUUAUUGCCCAGAAACUUCCAAUUGUGAUGCAGAAGACCCAGAAGCUGAAAAUACCCAACUGACCCAAAGGCUCCUUACUUGUGUGUACAUCAUGACACUUCUAUUGUGGCAUCUUUUGCCUGCCACAUGUUGUAGGUGCACGCUUCUGUUGCAUUAACAUGAUUGAACGUUUGAACAUCUUGUUAUAACCCAUCAUAGCCCAUGUUGCCUGGGCCAAUAAACAGAGAGAUUUCGCUU
Molecule: messenger RNA, 1196 nt
Organism: Panicum virgatum (switchgrass)
Lineage: Eukaryota; Viridiplantae; Streptophyta; Magnoliopsida; Poales; Poaceae
Product: TIP41-like protein
Exons: 8
Coding region: 149-1021 (290 amino acids)
Biological process (GO): TOR signaling
Cellular component (GO): cytosol
Source: RefSeq, a predicted model, not a curated record